AUGGCAGUUGACCAUGAGGAUGCUGGCAAGCGAUCAAAGACCCUCGACAUAGGCUUCAAUGGUGUUUCAGUAUCAACUGAUUUUCGCGGGACGAUCCUGCAAAUAAGCGCCUUCCAUCCCAAACAUGGCAUUGUUCUCGCUGAGCCCUAUGAGCAGUUCGAUGGCACGAGGUUCAGAGAUACUCCGUACGUACGAGAGUACCGAACCCGAAUGUUGAAGUCGGUCGAGACGGGCAAGCCAGGUUUUGGGCUGCGUUUUGAAGUCGAGAACCGGGACACGAAAGUAACCCUAGACGGUUUGGGCCGGGCGACAAUUUCUUCCCGCACAGUUGACGGUCUUGCAAUAACGACAUCUCUGCGCGUCACCGAAGAUGGAGAGGUCAUUCAAUAUUCGGAGGUGAGGUCUUUUUGCGACUCAACGUCCCUUAUAAUGUACACUAUGGAUUUUGGUAUCAGCGUCAACCGGGCAUCGUACGGGCAACUUACUGAAGGGGGACCAAUCCCAAUCCCCAAGUCAGAGAACAAGCUCAGCAUCGCCGAUGGUGGCCGGGGCAUUCUGAUCGUCAACGCUCCCCUUGGUGCACAACUUGAAGGACAUUUGGAAACCGACGGUCAAAGGGUCAACUUGCAGGAGGCUGUUCAAGAAAAGACUUUUGUGAACUGUCCUGUUGAAGGAGCGUGUUCUCAGACCUUGGUGAUCCCGCCACGAGCGUCGAGGGCGCUGACGGCAAAAUUCACCUUGCGGCCGGGAAUUGGUUUUCAGACGUCUCGCGAGGCAAAUCUUUCACCAGUAGUUGGAUUACCACCACUUUGGCGCGACCAAGAGACUACCAGCAAGUUCAUCGUUCGCAGAAACCUUGAGUACAUCCUUGGUAACUGCACGGUGCCGCUGUCGCCUUCCAAGCAUGCUGUUUGCCUCCUCACGGAUCAUGUUGCUUUACCACUCGGGUGGAUGAGAGACAAUUAUUGGCAGAUUCAAUUUCUGAUCCAAGUGUACCGGAACCUUCAGAGGUUAUCAGAGGGAGAAACUUGCGUCGCUUACUCUCAAGUGAUCAAAGCCACGGCGAAGGGCCAUUUGACAUGGAUUUUCCGAUAUGCACAGCAGCCACACCACUUCUGGCACAGGUCAUAUCUCACAACAGGCCGGCCCAAAGACGGGGCGGUGUUUCAGCUGGACCAGCAGUGCUAUCCGCUGCUGGAGGUCUGUGACUUCUGGGAGACCUUUCCAGAGGAACGAGCAUUUGUGGAAGAAAUCCUGAAGUCAGACGCUCUGUCUCAAGUCCUGGGCCUCAUCGAAUCAAAGAGAGAUCAAUCUACCGGACUCUUCCCGACUGAUGAGACUCCGGGCGAUGAUGUGGUAGAAUAUCCGUUCCACUUCUCAAGUCACAUUUUGUUGUGGCACGCGUUGUCCAGGCUUGCGAAAGUAAUGACGCAGGUGACGGGUUCUCCAUUGGGGAAGCGACUGGCGGGCUUCGCUGAAGACGUGCGUACCGCAACGUUGAAGCAUUUCCUGUAUGCUGAUCCAACGCGAGGAUCGCCCUCGUUCUCGUACCUGGUGGAUGGUGCGGGUCAGCGGACGUUUUACCACGAUGCCAAUGACCUGCCAACACUUUUGGCUCCCUUGUGGGGUUUCAUAAGGACCAGCAUUGAAAAGCAAGCGUGGCAAGGCACGAUGGAAUUCGCGUUCACCGCUGCAAAUGAAGGAGGGUACUAUGGUGACGGAGCUUUUGGAGGCUUGGGCAGCGUUCAUACGCCAGGACCGUGGACACUGGGAUACUUCCAGCAAUGGAAGUAUGCUCAGAUGACGGGCGACGCGCAGGGAGAGGCUGUAGCAUGGAAGAAGAUCUGUGGGGUGAUGUUGUGGGAUGGGACGUUUUCGGAGGCAGUGGAUGGGCACUCAGGGGAGUGUACGAGCAAAGCCUGGUUUAGCUGGCCUGGAUCGAUGAUCGGGAGCGGGUUGCUUUCGCCAGGAGUCAGAGAGAGGUACCUCUAG
Cladophialophora psammophila CBS 110553 is the source of this 1992-nucleotide messenger RNA. RefSeq lists its product as uncharacterized. Bases 1 to 1992 code for a protein of 663 amino acids. Gene Ontology annotation, biological process: carbohydrate metabolic process. The transcript has 4 exons. Lineage: Eukaryota; Fungi; Ascomycota; Eurotiomycetes; Chaetothyriales; Herpotrichiellaceae. The record is from RefSeq and is a predicted model, not a curated record.